AUGCCAUCAACAUUGUUGAAGAAGGUGAGGCUGCCGGCAGCUUACAAUCCAUGGCAAUGCUGUCUCUGUACUCCAUGCCCCAGCCCCCCACGGAAGCGCCUGAAGCAAGAGUCGUGCUGUCCUUCGCAGUCGCGGACCUAUGCAGACGUCAGGUCAGAUCGAGGCUAUGAGUUUCGAGACAACAUGAAUUGGCCCUGUCGGCGGAGCUCCCAUUUUACGCCUUCACCCUACGAGAUCUUUGGUCUAGACAAGCAUGCAGUCUAUACCAAACACAAAUUCUACGAGUUGGUGAAGAUUUACCAUCCCGACAGGAAUAGCCACAACUCCCUCGGCAGUGAGCUGAGCGACAUUGAAAGAGUGGAGAGAUACAGAUUGGUAGUGCAGGCGCAUGAGAUCCUCUCCGAUCCCGUCAAGCGAAGGGCAUACGAUGCAUCUGGCGCAGGAUGGGGGCAAACGAGGACAGCAACCAGACACUCGUACGGAUAUACAAACCCCGAAGGGAAACGGUAUGGCUUCGGGCCGGAUGACGAUUCGUCCAUAUUUCAAAAUGCUACUUGGGAAGACUGGGAACGAUGGUAUCGACGGUACGAGAAACCCAAAGAUCCUCCAGCGACGUAUCUCCACCCCAAUGCAUUCGCAUCCAUUGUCAUCCUCCUGGCGGUCAUCGCUGGAGUCCUCCAGGCCACAAGAGCGGGACAAUUCACUGGAUCAAUCGAAGAGCGGGCACAAGCCUUCACCGAGGAAACCAAUCGAUUUCUCGCAUCGAGGAAGGAUCACUUUGAAGAAAACGACAUCAAGGGAACGGGCCGUGUCAAGCACUUUCUAGAGAAGCGCGAUCCCGCGAAGUAUGGGUUGAAGCAAGAAGAGGAGGAGGUCUAUCGGACUCAUUUCGCUAACCCGGUCUUGCAGCCGGUCCCAAAUCUGAAGGGCUCGGAGAAGCAAGGCCAGACCUUCUGA
This is a messenger RNA of Fonsecaea multimorphosa CBS 102226, 957 nucleotides long. RefSeq lists its product as uncharacterized. The coding region runs from base 1 to 957 and encodes 318 amino acids. The record is from RefSeq and is a predicted model, not a curated record. NCBI's taxonomy places the organism in Eukaryota, Fungi, Ascomycota, Eurotiomycetes, Chaetothyriales, Herpotrichiellaceae. The transcript has a single exon.